GCUGUCGCUGUCGCUGUUCGACUUCGCUCCUUCGACGACGUUCUCUUCCUGUUGGAUCGGAGGUUACGACAUUUUGAUCGGAAGCAACGACGGGAGCUCGCUCGCUGUGAAGGUAACUUUCUCCCUUUUGCGCGCUUCUGAGGCCAAAUCCCUAAAUCCGCCGAAUCGAAGGAUUUCGUAACGCCGGGAUUUAUCACGAGAAGAGGGAAUUUUCCGUCAACCGCGGCUUAGAUUUACCGUGAGAUUUGGCUUUGCAUUUUUGGCCGUUUGGUUGGAUUUAGCUCAAAUCGAUCCAAAAUCCGGCCUAAAUCCUGCAUCCAAACAGCCCCUUACUGUGUUUUUUUUCUGCAUCCGAUGCAAUCGCUAUCUUCAGUUUUUAUUGCUUCUAUCAUCUAAAUGGGGUCAGAUGAUUUUAUUAAACUCGAUUCACCUAAUCACUCGGACGAUCAAGCUGAAGAGAAAGUUUGUCAUGAAUCACUGACAAAAGAAACCAGUUUAUCUACUUUCAAAGAAGAGGUCGAUGUUGUUAACCAUUUUGAUACAGAAGAUGUUACUGGUGGUGGCAAUAUUGAGGUACAUAAUGUGAAUGUUGAAGAGGAAGGUAGUCAGCACGUGCGCGAUAUGGACCUUGAAGAGGAUGAUUUUAUGCAGAAAGAAGCAAUUCUACAAGAAAAUGUUCGGUUAAUUGAUUCUCUUAGCACAUUUAAAAGGGUGGAUGAAUCUGAAUCUAUAUUUCCUACAACUAUUAUUUCCACAAAUUCUGUCAGCAACACUGCAAUGUCCAAGCUGGUGGUUGAUGAAAGCCCUGUAGCAGGUUUUAAAAGAGCCCGGACAACUUGCAAUGAUCAACAUCCAUCUGUACGCGUAGUUUAUAACUGCUUGACAAGAGAAAGCAAGAAAAAGCUUAUGGAACUUAUGCAGCAGUGGUCCCAAUGGCAGACGAAACAUCAGUCAUCCUCUGAUGUGCCUGGGGACGUAGGCUUGGAAUCUGGGGAAGAUACAUACUUUGCAGCAUUGCACGUUGGCUCAGAAAGGACUAAUGCAGUGUCAUUUUGGCUUGAUAACCAAGGAAAAAACGAGAAUAUUGGCGAUCCUGUUAAAUUGGAUGGUGAUAUGGUGCCUUUGUAUGACCGGGGGUUUUCAUUGGGCUUAACUACACUUGAUGGUUCUACUAACCCUGAAAGUGGAGUGCAGGCAUUGGUAGCUUCCCGUUGCUUCAAUUGCGGCUCUUAUAGUCAUGCGGUGAAGGAGUGCCCAAAGCCACGUGAUAAUAUUGCCAUAAGUAAUGCUCGCAAACAGCAUGGUUCAAAACGGAAUCAAAAUGCUGGUUCUCGUAACCAAAACCGAUAUUACCAGAAAAGUUCCGGAAAGUUUGAUGAUUUAAAAGCAGGAGUGCUAGGGCCUGAAACAAGAGAAUGCUUGGGUAUUGGGGAACUUGAUCCACCACCGUGGCUUCACCGUAUGCGUCAGUUGGGGUACCCACCUGGAUAUCUUGAUGAUGUUGAAGAAGAUCAACCUUCUGGAAUCAUCAUAUUCGCUGAUGAGGAAGGAGAGACCGAAUGCGAGGAAGGUGAGCUUCCUGAAAGGUCUGAGGGGGCUGUUCCUCCGCCAUCGAAGAAGAUGACAGUGGAAUUCCCAGGGAUUAAUGCACCCAUUCCUGAGAAUGCAGAUAACUGGGUUUGGGGCACUACUCCACACAGCUCGCAUAACCACGGCUCUCAUUCGAACUCAAACCGUCCAACAGAUUCGCACCGCGAUCACAUUGAAUCCAUCGAUCGCCACCGGGAUGAUGGACCCCCUGGUUCAGCUCAUGGGCUUGCUGCUUUCUCCAGGCCUGGCUACUCACCCAGGUACAGCUCUCAGGACCAUUAUUCUACUCCAAGUCCACAUUUGGGAAGGUCUCUCUCUGACAGAAGCUGGCCGAGCCCACUCUACGAAAGCUCCCCAAUUCACAGCCCUCACAGUCCCCACCCUUACUCCAGUCUGAACUGGCAGUCUCCUCCAUAUCACAACCUGGUAGCCAGCAAUAACCAAAGGAGCUAUGAAAAUCCAUAUCGUUUGAACUCUGAUGCUCGCGAAAGAGAUCAGCACCGGCACGACCACCACCGGCAUCAUCAUAGGAGGUGAGAGUGAUCUGUUAUUACUUAUUCCUAAUUCUAAGGUUGAAGAUUGUUUAUGUUGCUGUGUUCUUGAAUCAUUUUCGUUGAUAUGGAUGUUCAUAGUGCAUUUGUUUAACCUUUGAACCAUUCAUGUUGUCUUGUAUCUUGUAAUGUAGGUACACUGAUUGCUUUAGUUCAACUUGAACUUAAUCUGAUUUGUAAAUUUAAUGGCAUACAUUGUAAUUUUUUUUUGUUA
This is a messenger RNA of Dendrobium catenatum, 2355 nucleotides long. RefSeq names its product zinc finger CCHC domain-containing protein 8. The transcript has 9 exons. The record is from RefSeq and is a predicted model, not a curated record. Gene Ontology annotation, cellular component: catalytic step 2 spliceosome. The coding region runs from base 397 to 2127 and encodes 576 amino acids. Lineage: Eukaryota; Viridiplantae; Streptophyta; Magnoliopsida; Asparagales; Orchidaceae. Gene Ontology annotation, molecular function: zinc ion binding; RNA binding.